Messenger RNA from Budorcas taxicolor (takin), 756 nucleotides. RefSeq names its product F-box protein 36 (gene FBXO36). Gene Ontology annotation, cellular component: SCF ubiquitin ligase complex. Gene Ontology annotation, biological process: SCF-dependent proteasomal ubiquitin-dependent protein catabolic process. The transcript has 5 exons. The coding region runs from base 1 to 567 and encodes 188 amino acids. Gene Ontology annotation, molecular function: protein binding. NCBI's taxonomy places the organism in Eukaryota, Metazoa, Chordata, Mammalia, Artiodactyla, Bovidae. The record is from RefSeq and is a predicted model, not a curated record.
AUGGCGUCGUGGCUGCCGGAGACUCUGUUCGAAAUUGUAGGACAAGGCCCAGCGCCGAGCAAAGACUAUUACCAGUUACUGGUCACCCGGUUCCAGGUAAUUUUUAGAUGGUGGAAGAUCUCUCUGAGGAGUGAGUAUCGAUCAGCAAAACCUGGAGAAACAAAAGAAACUCAUGAAGACUUUCUAGAGAAGUCACAUCUUCAGGUUCAAAUUGCCUUAGUAUUUGGUUCAAAAAUAUUAGACUAUGUCUUCAAUUUAUGUGAAGGUAAAUUUGACUUCCUUGAACGCCUCUCAGACAGUUUGCUGCUGAAUAUCAUUUCUUAUCUGGAUCUUGAAGACAUUGCCAGGCUUUCUCAAACAUCACGCAGAUUUGCAAAGUUGUGCAUGUCCGAGGAACUGUGGGAGCAGAUCGUCCGGAGCUCCUGUGACCACAUCACUCCCGACAUGCGAGCCCUGGCCCAGGACAUGGGCUGGAGACGGAUGUACUUCACCAACAAGCUGCAGCUCCAGCGGCACCUCCGCAAGAGGAAGCAGCGGCAGGGAAGCCAGCGAAGCAGUCAGCUCUAGACGCACACGUUCCCGCUGCUGGGGAGUAAGAGGCACGGGACCGUAUCAUCAACCUAAAAUCCUGUAAGACACCAGCAACCUCAGUGGUCAAUCAUUCUGCCCCUCUCUUCCGCCUCCAUGGGGAGGCAAUGGUGAUUUUGCCUCUCCGCCUCUGCUGACAGUUUUAAUGUGGACGGAUAAAUCUGCUUC